GGCUUUUUGGUCAUAAAAGAAAGAGGUAGCAACUUGCAAGAAACACAGAGCGGCUGCUGACACAGUAAGUCGUGGUUUUUUCUGUGUGCUUUGGAGUUUUUUCUCGGGAAAAUAUGAACAAGCAAUAGAAAAAGUAAGGAAGGAAAAUAAAAGUGCAAAAGAAAAGCUCAAAUGCUUUAUGGGUUUUGUUCCACACCAAGAAGGUUUCACACAGUGCAUAACUGGUGUAAGCAAGAGGUGUUGAUGUAGAUUGAUGGGCUGCAUUCUGUUUUCACCUUAUAAAUAGAGGUGGUCAAUUUUGAUUAUCUUCAUUGCAGGAACUCAAUCGAAAUCAUUCAUUAAUCAUUAAGUAGUCCACACUGUAAAUCGUUUGGUGGAAGACAAUGAGCAACAGUACCUCCGCUAUUGGUUCAGGAAGUGGAAGUAGCGCGAAGACGUUUGAGUUUGGAAGGACCCAUGUGGUCAGGCCAAAAGGACAACACCAGGCAACCAUAGUUUGGCUGCACGGCCUUGGAGAUAAGGGCUCCAGCUGGUCCCAGCUCCUGGAAACCCUUCCUCUGCCAAAUAUUAAAUGGAUUUGCCCAACUGCUCCAACAAGGCCAGUAUCAAUAUUUGGUGGAUUUCCAUGCACUGCUUGGUUUGAUGUCGCGGAUAUUUCGGAAGAUGCUCCUGAUGACUUAGAGGGGCUGGAUGCUUCAGCAGCACAUGUUGCCAAUCUGUUAUCAACAGAGCCUGCUGAUAUCAAACUUGGUAUUGGUGGCUUCAGCAUGGGUGCUGCCACUGCUCUUUAUUCUGCCACAUGUCGCGUUUUAGGACAAUAUGGAAAUGGAAAUCUCUAUACCAUCAGCCCAAGUGCAAUUGUUGGUCUAAGUGGCUGGCUUCCAUGUUCAAGGUCUUUGAGGAAUCGGAUGGAAGGGUCGCAUGAAGCUGCACGGUCUGCCGCAUCCUUGCCCAUUCUGCUCUGUCACGGUUUAGGUGAUGAUGUGGUUGCAUAUAAGCUUGGAGAGAAAUCAGCACAGACAUUAAGUUCAGCUGGAUUUCGAAAUCUUACAUUUAAACCCUACAAUGGCCUCGGCCACUAUACAAUUCCUGCAGAGAUGGAUGAAGUCUGUAAUUGGCUAACCACAAAGUUGGAGCUAGAGGGCUCAUGAUCAUAAAGGUUAAAAAAGGUUGGUGAGGAAACGUGGAUACCUAAGUAAAUGUACUAGGAUUAGACAAGCACUCAGGAGAGUAGAUGCUUGGUGUGGGGUAUAGGGUAUACUGCAUGGUUGAAUUUAUUACUCGUUUUUGGCAGCCAGUUUUGCUUAAUAAACUGUUCUGUAAUUUUUCUUUCUUCCUUUGAUUUUAUGGGUUACUCGUAGUUGGAUGAUAUUAAGAGAAUGGUGUUACUGUUUGUGGGGAAUUAUGCUUUAGAUGGAUAGUAUUAGUGGAGAGCGGUAAAGGUCAGAUCAUUAUAUCUUGUUCCUCAAAUCCAGGGAAGUUUAUGAACUAUUGAGUAAUUACUAAUAAUUGUAUCUGUGGUGAUAACUGACAUUGGAUAUGUAAUAUGAUGCAUAAUAAAAGCUUGACAGGAUUUAUGUCCGAGUUGCUUUUGUUUA
Molecule: messenger RNA, 1598 nt
Organism: Ricinus communis (castor bean)
Lineage: Eukaryota; Viridiplantae; Streptophyta; Magnoliopsida; Malpighiales; Euphorbiaceae
Product: acyl-protein thioesterase 2
Exons: 10
Coding region: 384-1151 (255 amino acids)
Molecular function (GO): hydrolase activity
Source: RefSeq, a predicted model, not a curated record